Molecule: messenger RNA, 1970 nt
Organism: Pectinophora gossypiella (pink bollworm)
Lineage: Eukaryota; Metazoa; Arthropoda; Insecta; Lepidoptera; Gelechiidae
Product: cytochrome b5-like
Exons: 4
Coding region: 138-482 (114 amino acids)
Cellular component (GO): membrane; intracellular membrane-bounded organelle
Molecular function (GO): heme binding
Source: RefSeq, a predicted model, not a curated record
GUUAUUUUUUUGACAGUCAGCUGACAAGUAGCUGGCUGUUCGGCUGUAAUUUUUCAUAUUCAAUUUUUCAAAAUUCAAGUGUCCAAUAAAAUCUAUCAGCGUACCACUUUCAAACAGAGGAGCAUAUCGGCCUAACCAUGAGCAUUUCUGCAGCAGAAGUAAAGAAACAUAGAACUAAGAACAGUUGUUGGAUGGUGAUCAACAACGAUGUCUAUGAUGUUACUGCCUUCUUAAAUGAGCAUCCUGGAGGAGAGGAUGCUCUGUUGAAAUACGGUGGCAAAGAUGGUACCCAGGCAUUUGAAGAUGUGGGUCACAGUCCAGAUGCCAGGGAGUUGAUGAAGAAGUUUAAAAUCGGAUCUCUGCACCCGCAAGAGCGUAAAUUUUAUGUUGACCCUUGUAAUAAAUGGAAAUGGAUAAUGCUAGCUUUGGCUGCUGCUAUCAUUGCCGGCGUCGCAGCGCGAAGAUACUACGCUCCAGGGUAGACAGGCACACGCGAGGAAGCGAGGGUCCAAAUGUAACUGGUCCACUCCAGUUACAACUUAUUAAGUCUAGUUGGAACUAGUUAUAAGCUAAUGUAAUAAGAUAAUGCGUUGCAGAAAUUACAUAUUUGAUGUGGAAUAUUUUAGUAGAAAGACUAUUUAGAAUGAUAUUUAUGCAAAAUCGAGAAUUAGAUAUGCGUAUAGUUCGUACAAUCGUAGCCGCUUUCUCGUGUAUACAAUAAUGAAGUGAAAGCUGAAGGUGACAGUAAAACUUGGAGAGAAUUCCGUAUCACCUGACUAUAUUGUUACGUUUUACCACUAUAUUAUAGAGAGAAUACGGAAAGGUAUAUACAUUUUAUGUUAUUAUAUUCUAUUCUAAAUGAUACUCGAGUGUUAGUAGUUAACAUAUUGUAGGCAGAAGUACCUACAAACCACAGGUAUAUAAGUAGGUAUGUGUGUAGUGUACCUAUCUAGUACAAGAUAUUAUAGCAUUUAUUACACACAGAACAAAAAUAUAUUUUAUGAAAUGACCAAGUAGUUGAGAGGGUUGUUCAUCUGUGUUUGUACGGUCAAUGCAUAAGCAAGUUAUAUUAUUGUAUUGACUGUACGUCACAUCCCAGACACCCAAUACAAAAAUAUAAUUCUUACGUGUGCCGCCUUACUGCGCAAGUGCGAGCGAGCUAGAUACACAAACUGUGCGUGCUCCCCCUUACUCCUUAGCGGCUUGCAGCCAUUUAGACUAAAGUAAAAACCCAGAGGGGAUGAUGAAGUAAAUCAUAAUCAAGCGUGUAGUUAACUUAUUGUAGGCAAAAAUACCUAGAAACCUAAUUUCCACAAGUAUUUAUUUAGGUAUGUGAGUAGUAUACCUAUCUAAUACAAGUAAUAUAGCAUUUAUUAUGCACACAGAACAAAAGUAUAUUUUUUGAAACGUUUUUAUAUUUCGUUAGCUAAUUUUAAAAUUGUUAUAAUUUGAUUUUGGACGGGCAAAGCUUCAGUAUGUUUUGGUUUGGCAGUUCUAAUAAUAGUAUCAUCCUUCACUUUCCCUUAUAAAGGUCUUAAGUAAGAAAGAGAUGGUGCUAGUUUUAGAACCGUCAUACUAAACUAAAUCCAAGUUAGAGUAGGACCAAUUUAAUACUCAUAAUAAACGGGAGCCGUAGUGGAAGAUUAUACAUAACAUCACGCUUGUAUCCCCGAAGGGGAAGGCAGAGGUGUAUAGUACACCCUCUCCUCCCAUUGCCAUUGGGCACAAAUCCUGGAAACCACUGAUAUUAAACCUUAAAACUGUGACAUUAAGGAAACGUCAAAUGUGAUCUCUUAAAUUGGCCCUACUAUACGUAGUGUAUAAAAAAGUCAUUCUUAUAAUAAUUUCGGUGCUACUUUUUCUGAAACUUUGGAUUUAUAUUUUUAAUAUUUUAACUUUACUGCUCGGUUACAUAUUAGAAGUGUAGGUAUUAUAUCAACAGUUAAGCAUUAUAAAUGUGAUGACAAUAA